Molecule: messenger RNA, 483 nt
Organism: Apodemus sylvaticus (European woodmouse)
Lineage: Eukaryota; Metazoa; Chordata; Mammalia; Rodentia; Muridae
Gene: Il36a
Product: interleukin 36 alpha
Exons: 4
Coding region: 1-483 (160 amino acids)
Biological process (GO): positive regulation of gene expression; cytokine-mediated signaling pathway; inflammatory response to antigenic stimulus
Molecular function (GO): cytokine activity; interleukin-1 receptor binding
Source: RefSeq, a predicted model, not a curated record
AUGAGUAAGGAUAAAGAACUAAGUGCACUAACACCUUGGUUUAGACAUAUUCAGGAUCUUAGUAGUCGUGUGUGGGUCCUUCAGAACAAUAUCCUCACUGCAGUCCCAAGGAAAGAGCAAACAGAUCCAGUCACUGUUACCUUACUCCCAUGCCAAUAUCUGGACACUCUUGAGAAGAACAGGGGGGAUCCUAUGUACCUGGGAGUUAAAAAGCCUCAGAGCUGCCUGUUCUGCACAAAGAAUGGGGAGUGGCCUGUACUACAACUUGCGAAAGGGAACAUAAUGGAAAUGUACCACCAAAAGGAACCUGUAAAGGCCUCUCUCUUCUAUCACAAGAAGAGUGGUACAACCUCUACAUUUGAGUCUGCAGCCUUCCCUGGUUGGUUCAUCGCUGUCUGCUCCAAAGGGAGCUGCCCACUCAUUCUGACCCAAGAACUGGGGAAAACCUUCAUCACUGACUUCGAGAUGAUUGUGGUGCAUUAA